Messenger RNA from Caenorhabditis auriculariae, 1123 nucleotides. The record is from the annotation of a GenBank genome assembly. Lineage: Eukaryota; Metazoa; Nematoda; Chromadorea; Rhabditida; Rhabditidae.
AUGCUCGCCGCCCUUUUGCUUUCAACGUUAGUUCGUUCUCAGGAUUUGGGAGAUUGCGACGCUCUCAAUGACACUUGCACUACAGGACAAACCAACCAACGUCGUUCCUAUUUUACUUUGAACUCCUCAGAAAAAAGUUUCAGUUCACGACGAAUUCCUGAAGCAAAGGAUCAAACUUCAAGAAGUUAUUUUCAGAGAAUACACUCCAGCGAUUCCCCCAUUCUACACAUUGUGUAUGUGGUUCUGAUCCCUUUUUCAGCAGUUUCUUGCAGACUCUCUCAACAAUGGAAACGAAUCUCUGCCUUCUAUGUUCACAGUGAACAUCGAACUUAGCAUGCUCAAACUGGUUUCAGUGGUAGAACCUGAGUAUCUUGAGAACUCUGAAAUUUUUUUUCAGUCUGAGCCAGAAGAAAAAGUUACAGUCAUUUUUGAUUACCUCAUGGUGAGUAGGUCGCUGAAACUUUUCUUAUGAGAUUUCAACCACAGACUUGGCAAGACAUCAGACUACGAUGGAACCCCGCUCAGUAUGGCGGAAUUGAGUACAUUUACAUCGGUCUCAGCAGCAUUUGGGUUCCGCCUGUGGCCACUGUCGAUGCGUCAGUUUUCAUGUUUCGUUUUGGCAGAAAAAAAAAUUAACAUUCCAGGCACGAUGUCGUCGACUACCGGCAAGGCGAGCAGAAAGUUGCUUUCGUUAGUGAAACUGCUUUUUUUCGUUCAAAGAAGUCUUUAAGAUCAAUUAUAACGGGUCCGUCGGAACAUACAUGGCCACCGUCACUUCAGUUGUUUGCGCUAUGGAUGUAAGAAAACAAUGAAACUUUCUCAAAAAGAGACUUUAAUACUCAUUAUUCAGAUCUACAAGUUCCCCCUGGACGAACAAACAUGCAGCGUCAGUCUGAUGGAUCACCUUUUCAGAAACGCAGAGUACCAGAUAACUACGAGCAUGACCUACUUACCUAGGCCUCUUAGUAUGCUGGUUAGAUACUCUGAAGUAUUUUAAUUGAAGAAAAGAUGCAAACAGGGUAACGGUGAAUGGGAGAUGAAGAGAAUCUGGCGGAGAGAGGAAAACAUUACCGACGACGACGGCGUAUUUGUUACUAACAUCGCAUGUUUAACAACACGUUGA